AUGCCACAAGGACUUCCAAAACAUGCCUUGCGGCAUCAUCCACCGCCAGAACCACGAGCUGAGGUGUCCCCAGCCGCACCGCCGGCUGACAGCUACGGCGAGAUCUCAAGGGAGACUGAAACCUGGAAAGAAUCAGAUUACCCUUCCGUUACUCCAGCCGAUCAGGGGAAUUCAUGGGCCACUAGUCAGAGCUACGCCGAUGCCGACACCUCCACCGAAGACAGCUCAGUCUUCUCUUGGGGCUAUGAUGAGUUUGAUAAAGCUGCCACACAACAAGUUCAGGAAAUCUUCAGGCAAAUCGAUGAGCUUCUCUAUGAGCAGAAAGAAAAUGUGCAUGUUGAGGGACUGCGGGAAGAAUGCCAGCAGUGGACAUCCAACUUCCCUCAUCUCAGGGUUGUGGGGAAGCAGAUAGUGAUCCCCACAGAUGAAGGGUACGGGUGGUAUUCAAGUUCCCCUUCUGGCAGUCUGGGUUCCUCAGAUGUAAGUUCACCACGAGAAAAAGAGUCUGACGAAAUUAGUGUUUUUGGCAAGAAGGUACCUCUUUCUGUUACUCCCGUUCACAAAAAGGCUGACCGUUCCAAGUCUCCGACCUUGUGUUCUCCAGAGAGCGAAGAGGGUGAAGAUGGAGUAAUUGUCUCUGAAGGCGUAGUGGAGGAAUAUUUAGCCUUUGAUCGCAGAGAUGUGGAGGAGGAGUUGCAUGAGUGGAAAAUGGGAUUGUCCUCUGGUAGACGGAAAUUGGGGUUUCCUCCUAUCUCUCCACAUUCCUGCAUGAAGGAUUCUGUGCUCACAUUUGUGUUUGAUGAUGUGUGGAGUGAAGUCCUAGGCUGCAUGGAAGAAUUAAUCUGCAGGCACUGGGAAGGGUCAGCCUCUGAUGAUGAGAAAAAUAUCAUCACAGUAGAAACAAUCAGAGCAGCUGCUGGAAGCCCUUUGCAGUUUGAUCCUCUGCCAGCAUUGUUACCUCGUGUGCCACAAACUAAAAUGCCCUCAGUGACAUCAAAUCUGCGCCCAAAAACCAGAUGUGGCCGCAAAAGCAAAAAGAGGAGAAAACCACCUCAAGUAAAUCCCUCUCAAGGGUCAAGUAGUGGCUCUCAACGUAAUCUAAACGGCUUGAUGGUGAUACAUGGGAUCCAGCUACAGCAAAGGAAUCUGCCUGCAAUGGAAAAAACAGUGGACCUGGAUGACAAACGGCCGGGCUCCAGUUCCACCCUCUCUACCAGAGUGUGGCCAAAUCGUCCUCUAGAGCUCAGCGCAUCAUCCCUGUCAUGUUCCACAAGGAGGCGAAACCCACCACCACGUACCCUGCACCCCAUCAACACAAGUCACUCUCGUACAGGUUCUGUGGACGAUGUCGUCAGGGGAACUCGACUUCUGACUGCACACGAGCAGCUGACCUCGCCCUCUGCGCUGCCGCUGAGCCGAAAUAAUCUCCUACCACCCAUUACUGCCACCAACGUGGCAGAGCGUGUGAGCACUGCAGGAUCCCAGAGGCAAACGAAAUCUCGAGGGAACUCAAGUCGAGCUCACAGUGUAACAGCACAGGAAGAUACCCACCAGCAGCUACAGGAGCGGCUUUUCCUGCCUGAUCAGUUCUCCAGGCCUAACACAACCAACGCAUUCUUGCCAGAUCCGCAGCACCGCCAUUCUUGCACUGUUAUUGACUGUAGCAAUCAAACUUGGACAAGCAGAGGAUCAACAGGUUCAGGUCUUCAGCUGCACGGUUCUGUGAAAGCCCACAGCCGAAGCGGAUCAGUCACAAAAAGCAAGCAGGGGUUCUAAGGUGCCAGAAAGAAGCAUCCGUCCAUCUCCAGGGAGUCAUGAACCACCUCUCAUCCUCAGCCAUGCCAACAUUGUUUACAGAGAGUUUUCAAACACCCUUCCUUGUGAAUAACUAUUUUUAUAUAAAUCUUAAGAAGCGGCUGCCAAAGAUUAGGUGGAGUAUACUUAAACAUUCCAUUUUCUACCGGUAGAAAGAGUUAUACUCCAGUGGAAGGGUGAAUAUACUCCAGUGGGCAGUGAAGCCUAGCGCCUAGACAAUCUAGCAAAUGCUCUCAAGUCACUGCUGUUUUCCCCACUACUGGCUUGUUGCUGGUUGACGUUGUUACAGACGGGCACUGCAAAACCCGCUGAUUUUUCUGUUAGCUCUACAGAAGAGAAACCAGGUUUUCCAUAGCAGUAGUAAUUUAGAUUUUUCAAGCUGUAUUUAUAUGUUUAAAGCAAUAUUACACUAUCAAAAGCAAGCACUGCAGAUAAUAGUGCUUCUACCACUCAUCUUAGACAAGUUACAAAUCCUGUAGUAAUUGCAGCAGGUAUUAACACAGUUGUGUAAAGCGGAGGUAGCAAACCAGACGAAGAGAGCUGGCAGCUGCAAGGGUAACGCACCCCUGACUCUUCCUGCGUUACGUACUUAUACCUCUUCCUCAGUGGCUGAAGAAAAACGUUUAAGAGGCAAAAAAAGGAGUCUCCUACUGCAAGUAGUUCCAGACAGUAUUCAGAGAAAGUACAUUGUCUUCCUCGUGAGAUAUUUUACGCUAAUUUCACAGAAUCGGUUGGUCUUCCCUUUCUAAAAAUACCUGCAAUUAUACAAGGUUUCUGCACUCCGCCAUGAAGUUCCACAACCCCCAGGUGCAACGUAGCUUUUAGUAGGUGUGUUCUGCACUGUGUGCGUUAGCUGGAGUUGCCCCUGUGGCUCCAAACCAGACAAAAACAUGUAAUGUGCGCUUCUCAAAAUAAGUGAUUAACUGAAGGUCUUUCUUACUCCCAAGCAGUAAGCGCCAGACUACAGGGAAGCGUAAAGACGAGGUGAGGAUAAUCACUUGCUGGAUUGUAACCAAGUUAGGACGCUGCAUGAAAACAGUUCUUCCUUUAUAAUCCAAUUAAAGAGCACUUUUUUUCUAAAUUUCCUUACUCGUAUUUUUCAAAUUGCAGUUCAUAAUGGAAGACACUUGUCAGUAUUCUCUAUGAAGUGGCUCCCACCUCCCCACUCUAAGUUAUGCAAUCUGUCAAACGUUAGUGGUACCUACAGAACAGCGAGUAUUUUUUAACCAGUAUUGAAGUUCCUGAGCCCAGCUGAUCCAAGCAUGCUCUAAUCAAAAAGCAGGGAAAAGAAAGCAAAGCAGAACUGUGCAAAUGUAAC
Egretta garzetta (little egret) is the source of this 3133-nucleotide messenger RNA. RefSeq names its product family with sequence similarity 149 member B1 (gene FAM149B1). The record is from RefSeq and is a predicted model, not a curated record. The coding region runs from base 1 to 1776 and encodes 591 amino acids. Gene Ontology annotation, biological process: protein localization to cilium; cilium assembly. NCBI's taxonomy places the organism in Eukaryota, Metazoa, Chordata, Aves, Pelecaniformes, Ardeidae. The transcript is spliced from 15 exons.